This is a messenger RNA of Racocetra persica, 955 nucleotides long. Lineage: Eukaryota; Fungi; Glomeromycota; Glomeromycetes; Diversisporales; Gigasporaceae. The record is from the annotation of a GenBank genome assembly.
UUUUGAACAAUUAAAUUGUGUAUGUCGACGUUCACCUAACAAAAAAGAUCUUAGAACAUGCUAUGAAAAAGUCAGAUUUAAACGAUUUUUUGAAAGACAUUUUCAAAUAAGAGCAUUAGAAAAAUCAAAACUCGAAUUAUUUUUAAAAGCACAAUUAGUAGUUUUUGAAAUUAUAGACGAUAAAUUAGAAGUUCAUAAAAGACAUAAUUAUAGAUAUUGUUAUAACCAUUCUUUUCCCCUUUGUAAACCUGCAUUUUUAAAACUUUAUUGGAUAAAUGAUUAUUUUCUUUCAGCAAUACAAGAACAUUUACAAAAUGAAGAUAUAACAGAAAGGAUUCAUGAUAAUACUAGCCAUGUACCUAAAGUAAAAAGCAUAUUUCUUGAUUCUAGUGUUACAUUUCCCGUUAAACAUUUUCUAGAACAAUAUAGAGCUAUUAAUGAAUUAUCGUUGCCAAUGAGACACAAAAAUGAAUCAGAACCGUUUAUUUACUUACCUACUGGAAGCACUUAUGUUUCUGUUUAUAAUGAAUUUAAAAAACACUUUUAUAGUGAAAAUGAUCAAAAUGAAAAAAUUAUUUCUUAUUUUACUUUUAGAAAACUUUGGCAAGAAGUAAUUCCUCAUCUUAAAUUUCAAUUACCCGCGAGCGAUCUUUGUGAAGUUUGUAAAAGUUUUAAAGCAAAAUUAUUAGUAGUGAAGUCUAAUAAAAAUGAAUAUGAUCAAAUUAAAGUUCAAUAUAAUCAGCAUCGUGAGGCAGCAAAUCAGGAAAGACAAUAUUACAACAAUAAUAUAAAUAAAAGUAGAUCUAUAGUGGUGACAGCUCAAGGUAGUAACGAAAACAAAAAACCUAUGAAGAGAGAAAAAGAUAAAGAAUCUAUAAUGAUGGGUAGAUUUGCAGUAGCAGUAGCUACAGAGCUAAGAACUCAAGGCAAAAACAAAAAGUAUAAAUCACUUUAA